UUUUAUUAUGGAAAAUACUAAAAAGAUUUUUAGUAUUUUCAAUUUUGAAAAAAAGUCAAAAAAUGAUAAUGAUAAACACCAAGAAUUGAAUUCUGAGGUCGUUGAUGACCCUGAUAUUGAAAUUAUAGAAAAAAAUGUUAUAGUGAAUCAAACUGAUGCUAAUCUUGUCGAAACAUUUCCAUUUCAACACAACAAAAAUGAACUCCAACAUUCUGAUUUAGGAAAUCUUGCAACUGGACCUUACCGUCCUGUUUUAAAUGUGUAUAAACAAACUAGAUUUGGUUCGCAAAACAGAUCGUUUAGUAGCGAAUGGUAUAAACAAUAUACUUGGUUGGAGUAUAGUAUAAAAAGCAAUGCAGCAUUUUGCUAUGUAUGUAGAAUGUUUGCUGAUGAACUUAUUGACGAAGUUUGGACAAAUAAAGGAUUUUCGAACUGGCAAAAACUUAAUGAAAAACUGAAAAAACAUACCAAAACAAAGCGACAUUUAGUUUGUCUAUCUAAGAUGAAUGGCUACUUAGCUUGUAAGAAAUCUGGUUCUGUUAUGGUGAAGCAGUGUAGCGGCUAUAAGGAACAAGUGGCCAAAAACCGUGCCUACAUUGGUACGCUUAUUGACAUAAUAUUAUUUUUGGGAAAACAAGGUAUUGCUUACCGAGGCCACAGAGAAGAUGCAGAUUCUCUAAAUCAAGGCAAUUUUAAGGAAUUAUGUGGACUUUUAUCAAAUUAUCAGCCAGAUUUCAAAAACAAAUUUGAUGAAGCAACAAAUUAUACGAGCUGGUCUAUUCAAGAUCAAUUAAUUAAAUUGUGUGCAGAAGAUAUAAGAGAAACUAUUGUCAAAGAAAUUGAUAAGAUUGGUUUUUUUGCUUUAAUGUGUGACGAAGCUAGAUGUUAUAGAGAAGAGCAAUUGUCAAUUUGUGUAAGAUAUACCAUUGACUUGGAUGUAUAUGAAAGAUUCUUAUGCUUUGUUGAUGUUUCAAAAGGACAAACUUCCAACAAUAUCGUUACUGCACUGUUUGAAUGUUUUGAAAAACAAAAACUGACUAUGUCCAAAAUCAAAAUAAUUGCACAAUCAUAUGAUGGUGCUAGUGUUAUGUCCGGACACUUACGCGGUGUUCAAUCAAGAAUUAAAGAACACUAUCCAUACGCUGUAUACACUCACUGUAUGGCACACCGCCUUAAUUUAGUAGUUGUAGAUACAUGUAAGACAAUAAAGAGUGCAAAACAUGUUUUUAAUGUGCUUGAAGCAAUAUAUGUACAUUUUUCACAACCAUCAAAAAAUAAAAAGUUAUGUGAAAUGCAAAGCAAUCUAGGAUUAAAUAAAGGAAAUUUAUUAAGAAUAUGUGACACAAGAUGGGUGUGCAGAUAUAAAAAUUGUGUUGCAAUGUUGAAAAAUUAUUCCAGCAUUCUUAAUAUUCUUAACGAUGAAAUUGAGGAACAAAUUGAUAAAGAUGUAGCACGUGCAUUAGGUAUUUUAAGUUCUAUUAAUAAAUUAGAAUUUAUAAUAGUUCUUCACAUAUUGAAUGAAGUGUUAAGCAUUAUAAAUGUUUUAAGCAAUCAACUUCAAUCUAAAUCUGCCACCUUGGGAAAAUCGAGUAGUGUAAUACAAAGUGUGAUUUCUACUUUUGAAAAUCAGAGGAAUGAAGAUGGUUUUUUUAAGCUCUGGGAACAGAUUAAGGAAUUUGCACAGUUAAACCAAAUAACAUUGGAAUUAUCAAACUCUAGAGCAAAAUCUAAACGCAAACGCCAAGAGCCACGUCACUUGCAGAGUUAUAAUCUCGAGACAUUAACUGGAACACAAAGUGAGACAGAAUGUAGAACUGUUGAAGAGCAUUGGAAAAUCAUUUAUUUUCAAAUAAUUGAUGCUGUUAUUGUAAAUUUAAAAUACCGUUUUUCGGAUGAAAGUUUAGUUUUAGCUAACUCAUUAGACCAGUUUAUGAAAAUGGAUUUUGAAAAAGGUUCAUAUUUCAUCAAUCAUUACAAGGAUGUUGUGGAUAUUGAUUUAACAUCAUUGAAAGCAGAAAUGUUGCUGACAAAAAAUUGUUUACAUAAUAGAAAUUUGGAUUUUGAUAUACUUGGAAUAAAGAAAGUGGUGACUGAAGAUGUUUUUCCAAACUUGUUUAAACUUAUUCAAGUAGGAUUAGCUAUUCCUAUAAGCUCAGCUACUUGUGAAAGGUCUUUUUCAUCUAUGCGCCGAAUAAAGAAUUGGCUUAGGACAAGCAUGGAACAGUCAAAAUUUACAGAUUUGUCAGUUAUUAAUAUUGAGAGAGAUCUAAGCAAUAAAAUUGAUAAAGAUAAAAUAAUAAAUAAUUUUGCUAUGUCUCAAAGGCGUAUAUCUUUAGUAUAAUAUUUAAUGAAAAUAAAAAAGGUAUUUACCUGUAUUAUAUAUUUAUUUUUCAAAUAUUAAUAAUUAUUGAUUAAUCAGGUAUUAUUAUGAAUGCAUGAAUGGUGUUAUGAGGGGGGUGUGGGGGGCGAAGCCCCACACGGGUUUCUUUGGUCCACAU
Molecule: messenger RNA, 2498 nt
Organism: Metopolophium dirhodum (rose-grain aphid)
Lineage: Eukaryota; Metazoa; Arthropoda; Insecta; Hemiptera; Aphididae
Product: zinc finger MYM-type protein 1-like
Exons: 10
Coding region: 8-2341 (777 amino acids)
Molecular function (GO): protein dimerization activity
Source: RefSeq, a predicted model, not a curated record